Molecule: messenger RNA, 11656 nt
Organism: Drosophila simulans
Lineage: Eukaryota; Metazoa; Arthropoda; Insecta; Diptera; Drosophilidae
Exons: 7
Coding region: 1462-11553 (3363 amino acids)
Biological process (GO): regulation of transcription by RNA polymerase II
Cellular component (GO): chromosome
Molecular function (GO): chromatin insulator sequence binding
Source: RefSeq, a predicted model, not a curated record
AAAUGAAUUAAAUGAUGCUAGUGCCACAGUAAUAGUUAUCAAGGAUAAGAACAAAACGCGAACGCAUUGCGGACACAUUUUCAGAUUAAGUACUAGACCUUCCCCAUGCUCCAUUGAUUUAUAUCAAUUUAUAUAAGGAUCGCUAUUGGCUUAUUCUUUCCGUAUGAAGUUUUAAGCACUUCUCGAUAAGUCGUUAAAGCUCUUCCGCAUAAAGCACUUCCGUAAAAAUAAAGAACGUUUUCAAUGUAGCUCUUCCUAAAGGAACGUUAGAGAUAGGUGCUUCGACUGGAUAAUGAUCCAUUUUUUCAAAAAGAGCGUUUUCUCACAGACUUGACGCCAUUAGCCUUGCCUUGCAUUUCAAACAAAAUUUAUUUAAAGCUUUCCAAAGGUAAUUACCGCAGGUCCAUCCCCGAAGGUCUUCUAUUUCGAAAUCUUUUUUAUACGGACAGGUAGAGAGGCGGACAGACGUACAUACUGUAACUCGGCUAGUUAUUAUUAUUCUAACGUAUGUACACUGUUUACCAAUAUUGCAGGUUUAUUGUAAUAUUGCAGGUUAAAUUUGAUAAAUGAUCAACAAUAGGGUUGGAUGUUUUCAGUGGGGGAAUCUAUGUUGCUCUUCUAGACUGUCUGUUGUAUUCUCGAUCAGCGCGAACUGCCACGUCGAUUUAGAAUUCUUGGCUUCCUUGGGCUUUUAGAUAUGCGCAAGAGUCGCUGAAAGUUUAAAUGUGUGUGUGGUCAUCGUUUCGUAGAAAACUAGGGAGACGCUUGCCGUUUAUAUCUUUAUUGUGCUUCCACUUUGUUUUGUGGGUGCGGGAUUUGUGGACGGCGAAGUGUGUGGAAGUGGGUAUAUCUCAUGUUUGCUGUUUUAUUUACGCCGUCGAUCGCAACGCCGUAAGAUUGUUUAGUCUGCAAAAACAAUAACAACAGCGAAAAUAUAGAUCGUCUUACGCACCAAUACAAUGACACUUGGGCACUGCCAAGCGCACACAACUGUCUCUUGCGGCGAAUUCACUUCGACUGAGUGGGUGCGCGAGUAGUGAUGACACUUUAGCAUUAUCGAUAGUCCGUUGGGCGAAAUUUGUGAGUUACUUGAUUUGUUGUUUGUUAGUUUUAAAACCCAUUAGGGAAUUUAGUAAUGGAAGUUGGUUGAUUUGCUAACGGGCUGCAUCGCAAUGUACUAUAAAGAUAUUUUAUUUCCCUCUGGAGUUAUCGAUUGUUAUUGAAACCACCCGCCUCGUACUCGGCGCCACAGAUGUUGUUGUCAUUCCUUUGACGACGCCGUUCUGUGCUGCCUUCUUUAGAAACGUUAAUUAAGGUUUAGAAAUGAAUAGAACUCUGUUUCUGUUUAUACAUUGCGUAUUCUUAUAUAAGAAGUCGCGGUUUUGAGGGAUAUUCAUGGCGCACUAGUUGUGUUUAUUCGAAGAGUCGGAUACAAAUCGACAGAACAGGGCCUGCUGCAAAAUGGAGGAUAGCGAGGACGACGUGGUGGUGGUGAGCUGCGAUACCUCAAUGCAGGAGCAUUGCAGAAAGGCCAAACUGGUGGAGAUCCGCAAGUUUGUGCCCUUUAUUCGGCGUGUGCGAUUAGACUUCCAGGAGACUAUGUCCGAGGUUCAGGGCCAUCGUCUGGAUGCCCUGGUUAAUCUGCUGAAUCGCGAGGAUGUAUCGAUAAGCACUCUUAACAAGAUCGAGGUGUUCAUUGAUAAGCUAAAGACACGAUUCAAACCGAGGAUUGAAAUUGACACUGGCGAAAUCAUUGAUAUCAGUGAAAACACUGAGUAUGAUUCCAUCGCGUCGACUUCCUCCGAGUCAAGCGCACAGCCACCACCCUCAGAUAAAGGUGGCCUGUUGAACGGCUCAUCUCUUCCCUCAGCGGCUUCCACAAAUCCAAAGCCUUUGGAUCCGAAUGGCAGGAUAAAUGGUUCACUUAACCCCGCAUCAGAUGCUACCAAGGACUAUCCACCGAAGCCAAAGAAACGAGAAUUGGAGCGCAACUCAAAAGCCUCUUGCUCAAUAUCAAAAAUUAACACUUCUUCCGUUUCUGCCAAGAAGAUUUCAGUUUUUCCAGCCACUUCAAAGGCUUUGAACAUCCCAAAAACUACCAGCGCCAAGGCAUCAGAUGAGGUGCAGCUGUCCCCAACAGAACCACGUACCUCCCCUCAAGCUGUAGUUCAGGAUACGGAAACACCAACUAUUCCAGAACCAACAUCAGCGGCGCUUAAGCAUUCCUCACUUCGUGGCAGUCGUGGAUUUCUGGCUGUCAUGCAGAAGUCCUUAAUUGAAGAGAAGAAGCAGCGAGCUAGCGAGAAGAAAACUGAUAAAGAAACUAACUUCUCUCGGCGAUCUUAUACGACAUCGUCACAGUUAACCUGUCGUUCUUCAGAAAAGCCGGUAAGAGCAGAAAACCCAGAUUUUGAGCGACGGAGCACAUCGCUUGUGCAUGCUCCUUUGCAGGAGGCAUCCCCAGAGCAAUCCAAAAAAGACGUACCCAUGUCGUUGUCGGUACAGGGUAUACCAGCUUUGGUCAGUGCGAGCACUCCAAGUCCAGCAAAUACGCUUGAGGAAGCCCGCAAGAAGUUGGCGGCCUUGCAAUAUGGAGUAGGAACGGGACCAAGCAUACCUCCACUGGCCUCUAACUCAAAUGAUCCACGCGGCAGAAAAGGAAUAAACCAGCCUAAAACUAACAUCAAUAAAGACAACGACUUGAGCGUGGCACUGCAAUCCCCGCCGCCUAUGCGGACUCCCUCGCCUAUUCCGCCGCCACCGAGUAUGAAGGCCGGUACGUGGGCCUCAUUUUCAAAUGUUCCCCUGGGAAGCGCCUUUACAGACCGGAGUGCUCCGCAACACUACUCGGUAGAUUCUCAAGCUUUUGGGGAUGCUUUGGCACAUGAACCCAGGUCCUUCUAUGACAUUGAUUCCCGAGAACCACGUGACCCUCGUAUCUGGAAGAGCAAGACCUCCCAGCAGCAGCAACAUCAGCAGACGCCACAGGCACAAAUUCCGCCGUAUUCCAGUGACCCGCGCCGUCCUACAAGCAUCUACAGCGGUUACGAAGAGUUAGCCAAUAGAGGGCAAACUAAUAGUAAAAAUAAUCAUAAUCAUAAUCAGAAUGUUAACGCCAAAGGAAGUGCAUACAUGUCCAACUGGACUGGAGGUCAAUAUGGAAACGGUCCAAACCCAAGAUCGCCCUUUCCUAGCAAUCAGAAUGGGAAUGAAUAUACUGGUGGUUUUAAUGGAUCGCAUAGUUUCAGGGGCGGAUUUCGCGGCGGUCACAACAGCCGAGGCUUUGGACGACAGACAGACGUGCCACGCACAUAUGGGGAACACCGCAAAGCCAAGGCCCGUGCUGAGGCGGAGGCCAAGGCUAAGGCUGCGGCGGAGCUAAGCAAAUUGGAAACGGAAGUUUUGCGGCAGCUGGAAGCCCAAGAAAAAAGGAAACAGCUUGCCGCCGAACAGAAGAACAAGGCGGAGAGGAGCGAGGCGGAGAAGUCGACGAUCGCAGUGACUCAGGUUCCAGAAUUGGACACCUCCUACCGCAAUGUUAAUCUCGGGGCGCUAAGCAAGAAGCUAGACUUUCGAAUACCGAAGAAAACACUCCCAGCGGCAGCAACAAUAACCUCAACAAGUCCAGUUAAUGGCAAUGGGGAGAAUCCAAGCUGCCCCUCAAAUUCCUCCGCAAGCAAAAGCUGUGAUGCCAACCAGGACAAAGAUACUUAUAAGAAUAAAGAUAAGUAUUUUAAUAAGGCUAAGGAUAAAGACAUGGUAGAUAAGGGCAAUGAGAUGUCGGAGAACAAUCUGGAUAAGUCUGAGAAGCUUCAAAAAUCGCAGGAUAAGAAGGCAAACGACAAGGAGAAGAAGUCCGACAAAAAGGAGAAAAAGAGACUGAGAAGGGAGUCUGAAAAGAAAUCAAAGGUUGAGAAACCCCUCGAGAUUGUGGACUCGAAUGGCGUGGCCAGUGAGGAAAGCUCGGAAAAUACAGACAAUGUGGAAAAUGAACCGCCUAUUAGCGAGACUAACUCGUCUCCAGUUCCAGAGCUAGCUACCAGCACUCAGGACAAUCAACAGGCCCAGUCAGUGAGCGAGGAGUUGGACAUCCUUGCCAAAAAUCGUAAAAUGUCCGGAACUGGAAUAAAGACUCCAAUUUCGUCUACCGGAAGCGCUGCACCAAAACGACGGGGAGAUGAUGAAGUUCAAAAGUUGGAAAAUCCGACUAAAAAGAACUGCGCAACGCGGGAGGCAAAGCCUGCCAAUGAAAAAUCUGAGGAUGAUACCAUCAACAAAAUUAAAUCCACCAUGAAAGUAACUGAAGACGCUGACGUCGAGAUAGAGGUUACUGAGGAAAGACAGAGUGCUGAGGAGGAGGUGGGUACUGAGCAGAAAGAGAGUACUGAGAAGAAAGAGAGUACUGAGAAGAAAGAGAGUACUGAGAAGAAAGAGAGUACUGAGAAGAAAGAGAGUACUGGGGAGAAAGAAGAUACUGAGCAGAAAGAGAGUACUGUUGAGAAGGAUAAGCCGCCAAAGAUCUCCAAGAUAAAAAUUGUCCUUAGUCCCAUUGCCCGUACACUAGUGGUUCGUCCUGAUGAUGGCUUGAAGAACAAUCAAGAACAGAUCUUGGAAAACAAGGCAACUGAUGAGGACGAUGACGAGGAGGUCCCCGGGCCCCCAGUUCAGUUCCUACGCCGAAUUAUGCAGCGGCGCAACUCCUUGGCUCCUACGUAUAUAAAGCCAAUGGUGGACAAGGAUAAGAUUUCUUCUUCUAGUUUUACCUACGAGGACCUGCCGGAGAAGAAACGCGGAAAUCAGAGCGCCCGAAACCUGGCCAUCAUGUUCGAGAAAACUAGUGACAACUGCAGCGUGUCCACGCAAAACAUUAUUAAUGGCAAACGUCGCACUCGUGGAUGUGAGACCUCUUUUAACGAGACCCAAUUGAGCCGAAACAUCUUUGGCUUGGGCCAGAUAAACAGGUCGCGGCCAAAGGCCAGCGAGGGUAAAGCUACCAAGGCAAAGAUUCAUGCCCCUGCAAAAGAUUCAACGCGUGCUGAUGAAGAUCCUAUUCCCACUCCAAAUCUUAAGCGAAAAAGGCAAUCCAUUCAGAAGGAAACACAGGAUGUGGAAAUGAAGCCUAAGAAGGCUCGCUUGGAAACACAGGAGAUGAAUGAGGUCAGUGUCAAACCUGAUAAACAGCAGGUAGAGAACAAAGUGGAAGUCACCCAAAUGGAGGAGGAAGAAAUGUCUUCAGAGCCACUCCCCGUUCCUGAGGCUAUAGCGACACAAAAGCCUCGCGCGAAACCGCGAAAGAAGCGCAACGAGCUGGACCAGCUAAACGACGACAUUGCGCAAAUGUACUACGGGGAGGAAGUGCUGCGGGCCACCAGUCGCAGGGCUUGUACCCGGCGAUCGCGCACUUCCUCGCGCACGCGCACUUCCUCGCGCACGCGCACUUCCUCGCUCACGCGCAAUUCCUCGCAUUCCCGGACGUCCUCUGUAUCGCGAUCCGAUAGCAUCUCCACCGUAUCGGAUAUUAGCUCCAUAUUCGUCAGAAACACGGCGCGAAGGGGCAAAGGCAUCAGAUCAUCCGAAAGUGGCAUCAACCGUGCCACGUUUAAUGCAUCCUUGGUUGCAAAAAAACCAAAAUUGUGCCGUGUUAGGAUAAAGCGAUGUGCUGCAUUGAUGGAGAUGAUAAAGGACCAGGAAAAUGAGGAACAGGAGAAGAAGGAACAGGAGAAGAAGGAACAGGAGAAGAAGGAACAGGAGAAGAAGGAACAGGAGAAGGAGGAACAGGAGAAGAAGGAACAGGAGAAGAAGGAACAGGAGAAGAAGGAACAGAAGUUGAAUGAACAAAAGAUGAAGGAACAGAAGACGAAGGAAGUGGAUUUGCAAACAACAAAGCCAUUAAAGAGUAAGCCGAAAAGAAAGAAAAAAGCUAUUCUUAACAUAAAUCCCGAAUGGCACUCCCUUUCGAAGGCUGUCAUCAUGUGUGUCGUCUGCUCGAAGUUUGUUCGCAGGAGCCCACUCUGUCACUAUAUGAUUUGCCAUAAGGAGCACUAUGCCGCACGAUUGCCACCCGAUGUGCUUAAAGAGCUGCGGGCCGGGCGCGGAAAUCGACCGGAUUACUGGGUUUCACAACGCGGCGUCCACACAUUGCACUUUACUUGCCCGUUCUGCCAGAAGCCACUGCUGCUCUGCCAAAAAGGCCUGAUCGAGCACUUGACCGCCCAUAUGGGCGAGUCUCGUCACUACUGCUCCAACUGUAAUCUGCCGCAGAACCGCCUCAGUAGGCUGCUGGUCCACACCGCAUCCUGUGGGCCGGGUGCGAAGCCUCUAAGUAGCAAAGCCGUCUGCCUACCGAUGAUUGUUCAGGUGUGCCACAUCUGCCAGUUUAUGCAGUACAGCAAGGAAAAUAUGGACCGGCAUCUUACUGUUCAGCAUGGCCUAACGAUGGAGGAACUGCAAAGUGUCGAGCGCGAGGAGUUGGUGCUCUGCGACACAAUGGACGUACCACCUGCAGAUUCGAAUAAGGAUGGCAGCGCCGUUGGGCAUGGAAUUAAAAAAAACAAACCGAAGUCAAAAGCAAGUGCAGCACUUUCGGGAGUUCAAAGCACAAUCAAAAAAAAGAAACAGCAAAAAAACACAAACAGUCGCUUCAUGAAAAUGGUAAAAAAAUCCGUAAGUCUAUUGAAGCGCGAAAAAGAAGAGCAGGAUGACCAGAACAUGACCCAGGCUGACGAAGAGCCGGAAGUGCCGCAGCUCCAGCCGCCUCCGCCAGAAAUUGAGCCCAUGUUGGUGGUCAAUGAGUGUCUAAUGAACUCUGAAAUGGACACGGACUUGGAAGAAGUCUUGGAUCAGUCCGUUCAACAUAGGAGCUUAAUGGUAGACGAAAAGCCUGUGACGCUACUCAGUGAGGCCACAGAACAGCUGGAGCCUAUUCUCCCAGCCCCCAAGCCUGCCGUUCCAUCUGCACAAGGUGAAGGUGAACAGCUAGAAGUGGAGGCAGUAGUGGAUUCCCUUCAGUCACACACUGCCCAGACGGCUACUUCUAUGUUAGCGGAAGUCAGUCUAGCCGAGUUGGCUGGGGACGUACUUGAUGGUAUUGGCAGCGAUACGUCCGACUAUGAGAUGGAUGAUGAUUCAGAGCAAGUGGAUACAACUAACAAAAACGGCUACCGUGAUGAUGACGAUGAUGCGCUUACCGACGAGUGGGUGGAUCUGGAAACUGCCAAUCGCAACUCUAAAUCCGGCAAGAGCAUUUUCAGAGUGUUCAAUCGCUUCUGCUCGCGCCUAAACAAACUUCCCCGAUCCAGCAGAGCUGUGCUCUCCUCGAAUGGGAGUCAAGACAGCGAUAGCAACGCCAACAGCGACGACGACAACGAUGAUCCUGAUCCCAGCGAGCUAAUGCCAACAAUGCAACCAUUGGAGCCGGAGCCGGGGAAUUCAUCCACAUCUACAGGUGCUAAGUCGCUAUCCAAACGGGUGGAGAAUGUGGCCUUUCAAAAGUCCUCUUCAGACGAGGAUCAAAAUUGCUUGGCAGCAUCCUAUUACUGCGUGCAGCCGGGUUGCACUUUCCUCUUUUCCGAUGAGCUGGAAGGCCUCGAGAAUCACUUUGCAUUAGAGCACCCUCUUGUUCGAUGGAGCGGCAAAUGUGGCAUGUGCCAUCAGAAACUCACGGCAACGGAAACGAAUCUCACAAUUUCCGAAGAGUUGCGCCACAUGAGGGACGUGCACAUGAAGGACAUAUCCACCCUGCCUCCUCCUCAGGCAUCUGCGGUUGAAAGCCCAGCCGUUAUUGAAUCCUGCCAGAAUCAACGUGAAUCAGAAACUGAUCCCGUUCCUGGGCUUCCCAAACUGCGUGUUCGACGCUUCACUGGCGAUCGCCUUGUUGUGGAUUCACAAGCGGAAAAGAGCCAAUCGGUAGCAGUAGUUGUCAGUGAUGAUGAUAAUCAGCGAAAUGGGAUGCUAAGGGAUUUGCUGGUGGCGGAUCCACGGCCACCCAAUCAGCAGUUGGACCUUCAAGCCGCCGGACUGGGCGAGUUCCUUUGCGCCAAGCCCGAUUCACCGUCAACGGAACCGGCCAAGCAGACGCCCGUAAUAGUUGGCUAUCCGAGUGGCUUGGGCUUGAAAAUCAGCCAGGUCUUCAGCAGAACUCAGAUUUCGGCUGACUCCCUGCUAUCGCCAGUCGUAAACGAUCCCCUGCCAGAGGAGUCGCCUGCUCCUGCCGCCGUUGAAGAGAAUCGUAAUCGAUUCAAGUGCAUGGCCACCAACUGCAAUUUCGUUGCUCACAAGCUCAUGUUCAUGCGGGAGCACAUAAAGUUUCACAGCUACAGUUUCAGCAGCACCGGUCACCUGAACUGCGCGUACUGCUCCCAUGUGGCAAUCGAUGUGGACGACUACUUGCGCCAUGGAGUGAUCAUUCACGACCUGGCACCACGCUCCGAACUGGAGAGUUCAACUGGACCACCAUCUGUUAGCCAGAAAAUCAGGGAUAUGCUCAGCCAGCGGGAAAGUGGCCGUGUUCCUGCGAAAACUCAAGUCACUCUGUCUGAUGUGAUCCUGGGUCUUUUAGAUUGCACCGGAUACAGCGAGGAUAAACUGUACGCCUGUCCCCAAAGGGGCUGCAUCGUGCGGCUGACGAAUGAGCAGUUUGUAAACCAUUUGCGCUACCACAUCCGUAGCACUAAUCAGGGCAGCGAUUUGGUGAAAUGCAAGUUUUGCACCAAGUCGAUGCUUCCGCCGGCACUCCGUACGCAUCUGCAGCAGUACCACGCCCGGCACAGCAUCUUCUGCGGCAUUUGCUUGGCCACAUCGGUCAACCAGCGCAUAAUGAUAUAUCACAUGCGCACGGUGCACUCAAAGGCCUACUGCCGGCCUAACGCGCAGUUGCAGUUUGUGCGACUGCCCGUGAAGCCCGACGCGAGUAAGAAGAGCGUAGAAACCGAGUUCUUCGUGGCCGUCGUGGAAAAGCCAUUUGGCAACCUCCAGAUGCAGAAUUUCCAACGCAAGCUGUUCGAUGAAAUGGACCGUCGGCGUUCGGGCACAAAGACGUACUUCCGAAGCUCCGAGGUGCAUACCCUGCCAUCACAGCCAAUAUUUCAGCGACCGAUUUACUGUACGGAGUGCCCCUUCUCAACCACGUCAAGGGUUAACAUGCAGAUGCACCUCUAUGAGCACAAGGAGGAGACCCUUCGGGAAGCCUUCAAAUUGGCGGACUUGGUAGCAGUUCCAGGAGCAACCUCUUCGGUACCAAUUGUUCCGACGAGUGUGGUGGAGGCACCGCCGAAGCCAGUCAAAGAUUCGGAAGGACCAUCUACUUCCGGACAAAGUGGUGCUGCAGCGACGGAGCAGCCGGAAACAGUAGUUCCUGGAACCCACAAGCCCACGAAGCCACCGUUAAGCUAUGUGCCCCCGGACCAACGCUACCGCUGUGGCUUCCUCCGAUGUGGCGAGCUGUAUUUCUCGGAAUCGGCGAUGCGCAAACACAUGGUGACUAGCCACAAAUACUCAGAGGUGGUAAGGUGCCCGCACUGCAAGAACUGCCAGGGUCAGUUCGGCAUAGAUAAGUACUUUGACCAUCUUGCAAUGCAUAAGCGGUACAUCUUCCAAUGCGGCGCUUGCUCACGUCACAAUAGCAGGCGUUUCAUCGAGCGGCACAUCCAGGAACGUCACAGUACAAGAAAUGUGGACAUGAUCGUACACCGCCACAAGGACAGCAACAAGACGACCGAAGCCCGCUGGCUGAAGGCGCCUAAACUGGCGCGUCAGGCUCUAAUGGAGUACACGUGUAACCUGUGCCUCAAGUACUUUCCAACGACCGUGCAGGUCAUGGCCCAUGCGGCGUCCGUUCACAAACGCAACUACCAGUACCACUGUCCGUACUGUGAAUAUGGUGGGAACCUCGCCACCGCGCUCAUUGAACAUAUCCUUCGCGAGCACCCGGAAAGGGACGUGCAGCCUGUGCAAAUCUACCAGCGCAUCGUGUGUAAGAACAAGCAGACGCUAGGCUUCUACUGCACCACCUGUCACGAGGUGGCCAGCAGCUUCCAGAAGAUCGCUACGCACUGCGAAAGGGAGCAUAAGUCGAACAAACCGGUGCAAUGUCCCCACUGCAUUUUUGGGCAUUCGACCGAACGCCAGGUCGCCUUACACAUACACGAGAUGCAUCCCCAUGAACUCGGACUGGCAGUGGUGCAGUUCGAACGCGUGCUUAACGAAAUCCCGAACAGCAUAAGCUGGGAGAUGGGUACCCCAAUCGAAGUGGAGCCUGAGAAAGAGAUCCUGAACAGUGAGGAGGGUGUAUUCCGGCCGCUAAACCAGAGGCGGACUGUAACGGAAGUGGUGGACCUGCUGGAUUCAGAGGACGAUACGGACGAGCUCGGCGAAAAUGAUGACGCGAAAAUCGUGGAGUUCGCAUGCACACACUGCGGCGGGACAAACAGCAACUUGCCGGACCUACGCUCCCAGCACUGGACUCGCGAACAUCCGGACCAGCCCUUCUAUUUCCGCGUGCAGCCGCUGCUGCUCUGCUCCGAGUGCAAGAGAUUUAAGGGCAACGCAAAGGUACUGCGCGAGCACCUGCUUGCCAUACACUCUGUCCGGAACAUAGUGGCCGCGGACAUUCUUCAACCGUUUGAGUGCGCCUACUGCGACUACCGCUAUAAAAACAGGCAGGAUCUUGCGAAACACAUCAGUGAGAUAGGUCACCUGCCCAAUGACCUGAAGCACGUAACAGAUGAUGAAAUUGAUGCCCUGAUGCUGCUCAGUGCCAGUGGAAGUGGUGGGGCUGUUAACGAAUACUACCAGUGCGGGUUGUGCAGUGUGGUUAUGCCAACGAAGGAGACUAUUGGCCAGCACGGCCAAGUGGAGCACUCCAAGCCUGGCGAGCGUUUCUGCUUCCGGCAGCUAGUGUCGCCAGUGAUAUACCAUUGUUCCUUCUGCAUGUUCAACUCAACCGAUGAGCUGACCACGCUGCGCCAUAUGCUGGACCACUACAGCCGCUUCCAGGUUUGCCAUUUCUGCACACGCUCCCAGCCGGGUGGUUUCGAUGAGUACAUCCAGCACUGCUAUACUUACCACCGGGAAGAUAUCAAAAGCUUCCGGAAAGUGCACACGUUUAGCGAUCUGAAGAAGUACCUCAGUCAGGUGCAUUACCAAUUCCAGAACGGGUUGAUUAUCACAAAAAGCAGCCUUCGCUAUACGCGUUACAAGUCCGACAAAUGUAUGCUUGCGCUAGAUGCUGAGCUAAUGGCCAAGGUCCAGCGGCCGCCCAUUCCGCGUCUGCAUAUCAGACUCAAGUCGACUGGCGUUCAGAUGCAGAGCAGCCAGGGGGAUGAAGUGGAGGAACCUGUGUCGUUGGUGCGGAUCACAAAGCGGCGAAAAACGCUUAAUCCUGGGGAACUGCUCCGCUUAUUCCGCCAGGAGAAUAAGGUACAGCCACAGCCACCGGCUUCUUCAACAUCGUCGGGGACGUCUAUUCCACCAGCGGAAGGUUCUAUGUUCAACCUGUUCAAACGCCGCAACAGUCUCGUUGUUCGCCCUGCAGCCAACAACUUGGAUCAACACUAACACCACAACAUUAUUAUUAUUAUUUUUUUUUAUGUCUACUGGACCCCAAUUAUGCAUAUUUCGUACUAGUUUCAAACUACUAAAGCAUUUUUUUUAAACAUAA